UUGGGAUUUGGGCAUGUGGUCCUUGGAGAUGAAGGUUCACUCUGUCCUGCUCUGGGUAGGCACUGGUCCCUGAUCUUGGACGAUCCUUAUGGGGACAGGGUCGUACCUCAGAGGGCUCAGAAGCACCUGUUUUAGGGGCCCAGGUUGGCAUGGCUAAGAUUGUCCUCCCAAGGCCUGGGCCAUUUCUCCCCAGAAUCCCCCUUUGCAAAAAGGUGGUCUGGAACCCCUGGUUUCCCCACAGCUGACUCUGUGGGGACAGCUUUGGGAAUAAAGGUAGCUUUAUCUUCCCAGUAGUUGGUAUUUGCUGAGUAACUAGGAUGGCCUUGGAGGAGGGGCGAGGGACAGGUCUGGCUAGUUCUGCCCUGUUGUUCAUACACAGGAUUACCUCACAUGUCCCAACUGGCUUCCCCGCCCAUCUGGUGAGGGCUGGCCCUCAGCCCUCCAGCCCCCUUUUCCUUACCUGCCUGGGAAGCCAAACAUGGAUCUUCCCGUCAACAUCAGCUGAGCCUGGAGGCUUCACCCCUCUGGAGACCAUGGAAAGAGACAGCCACCUGAAUGCCUCCCCAGCAAGGACGCCCCCAGCCCGGGCACCGCUGGCCUGUGCAUGCCCAGCCCGGGUAUCACCUCCCAGGUCAUCGCCCGGCGGGUCAUCGUCUGCCAUGUCAGCCUCCAUGACAUCGUCUCCAGCGAGAGUACACCUUGUUAGAGCCACACCAGUGAGGGCCGUGCCUGUCGAGGCAUCUCUUGCCAGGUCCACACCAGCUGCCAGGGCCACCAGGGAGAACCCAGGUAUCCACUUGCCCAAGUUCACCAGGAAGGAGGGCCUGAAGCAGCUGCUGCUCAUCGGAUGUAUCUUCUUCCUCAUUGCCCUCGUGGUGUCCCUCAUCGUUCUCUUCUACUUCUGGCAGGGCCACGUAGGGAUCAAGUACAAGGAACCGGUAGAGAGCUGCCCCAAGCGUGCUGUGCGCUGUGAUGGGGUCGUGGACUGUAAGCUGAAGAGCGACGAGCUGGGCUGUGUGAGGUUUGACUGGGACAAGUCUCUGCUUAAAUUCUACUCUGGAUCCUCCCAUAAGUGGCUUCCCAUCUGCAGUGACAGCUGGAAUGAUCUCUACUCGAACAAGACCUGCCAGCAGCUGGGUUUCAAGAGGUCUGAAUGCCCUUCCCAGCAGUAUGUGACUCUCCAGUGUCCCAGCUGUGGACUGAGGGCCCUGACCGGGCGGAUCGUGGGAGGGGCGCUGGCCCCAGAGAGCAAGUGGCCUUGGCAAGUCAGUCUGCAGUACGCCCACACCCACAUUUGUGGGGGCACGCUGAUCGACGCCCAGUGGGUUCUCACCGCCGCCCACUGCUUCUUCUUCAGGACCCCGAAUAAGAUCCUGGAGGACUGGAAGGUGUACGUGGGCACCAACAACCUGCACCAGCUGCCCGAGGGAGCCUCCAUUGCCCAGAUCAUUAUCAACAGCAACUACUCGGACGACGAGGACGACUAUGAUAUCGCCCUCAUGCGGCUCUCCGAGCCCCUGACUCUGACCGCACAUGUGCAACCUGCCUGCCUCCCCAUGCAUGGACAGACCUUCAACCUCAACGAGACCUGCUGGGUCACAGGCUUCGGCAAGACCAAGGAGACAGAUGAGAGGACAUCCCCAUUCCUCCGGGAGGUGCAGGUCAACCUCAUCGACUUCAAGAGGUGUAACAACUACUUGGUCUACAACAGCAACCUCACCCCGAGGAUGAUGUGUGCGGGGGACCUGCGGGGAGGGAGAGAUUCCUGCCAGGGAGACAGCGGGGGGCCCCUGGUCUGCGAGCAGGACCGCCGCUGGUACCUGGCAGGAGUCACCAGCUGGGGCAUUGGCUGUGGCCAGAGAAACAAACCCGGCGUGUACACCAAAGUGACGGAAGUCCUGCACUGGAUAUACAGCAAGAUGGAGAGUGAGACGCGCUUCUAGAAAGCCUGAGUCCGGCUCCACCGCACAGCACUGGCUGCUGUAAAGACUCUGGCCAAUGUGACCGGGCCAUAGGCACCAUCAUCUGGGCUAAAGGCCACCAGACACCAUCGUUACUGCCACCUCCACUGUCUGCUGCCUCUGUGAAUACACAUGUGUGUGUGCAUGGGCACAUGUGUGUAUCACUGCUUUCCCAAGGUCUUCAGAAACCAGGAGCGCUGUCAGCUCUUCUCAAACGCCAGGCUGGAAAUCACCUGAAGAGAACUGUUUGGACACCAUGGAGGUUCCCACAGGGGUGACCAUAAUGGAUGCAGGAGGUGGAGCCCAGGGAAGGGCCUGGAAGGUCACAUCAGGAAUUCUUGCUUCUCUGACCCUGACUUGGAGACUAGUCCAGAAUGGGCUGCCCCCCGCCUCCAGUGGCCCAGCCAUCACUGCUGUCAGGGGCCAGUAAUAUGCUUCAUGGAGUACUGGGACCAUCCCUAGUGGGAAGAUAUUCCCACUGACCUUCUGCGUGGCCUCUCCCGUCUCAGCCCUCCCGCUGGGGCCGUGUCGUGGCUGUCCCCGCGGACAACUCAGGACAGGGCUUGCUGUCCUCGUUUGGUCACAGGCUGUUGGAGGCAAAUUUCAUUUCAUUUUAUUUUUAUAUUCAAGAAAUAGAAGUAGAUGUAUUUUUAAAAAUUCUCCACAAAUCCCAGGAGCAAAAGAAUCUAAAAGAAAAAAGAGUGGAUAUGUGUACAUGUGUAACUGAAUUACUUUGCUGUACACCUGAAACUAACACAACAUUGUAAAUCAACGAUCCUCCAAUAAACAUUAAAAAAAAAAAUUCCAGGAGCCAAGAGAGCUAACGUCAAUCACCUCAGGAACUCAGAGGGACUCCCGGCAGCUGUGCCCCUCUGCAGUCCCACAGAAGGCUCCUGCCCUCAAGGGGCCCUUUGAGAUACUCAGGGAAGCAAAUCCUCACUUGGGCUGGCGGACAAAUCCAUCACAAAGAGAACCACAACUGUUGCUGCAUCCAAGGGCUGCAGGAGCGUGAAGGAACCGAUGCUGCUUCUCUGCUGGCCCCGGAGCCUGGGAAAAUCCAGGUGGAUGGGCAUCCCUGGUACCCAGGGCUGUCCUGGGACUUUGGAAUUUCUUCUCAGCUUUCUCCAUUUCAGCUUCUCAUAGACACAGUGUUGCCAUGAAAACUGCCUUGGAGAGAAAGCUGGCUCUGUCCCCAGGCCCUCCAAGCAGCUUUUCUGAAGGAUCCGAGUUGCCCCUCCUGCAGGGCAUCAGUGCGUCUAGUCCCUGCACCAGCUGAAGUCCUGGACCUUCCCCAUCCUUUUCUUUGGGGCACCCGAUCCUCCCGCAAUCCCAUUCUCCUACCAUCUUUGGGCCUGUCUGGUAGUGCUAUGACUCCCAUCGGCAGGGUCCGAGCAGAUCAGCCCAGCCCAGCCCAGGCAGGCGGCUGCCCGAGGGAGACACUGUUCUGGAAGAGCAGUUGGAAUUGGCUAGCAUUCACUGGGCGGGGUCUGAGGGGAUUGGUGACAUGUUAUCACAGCUGGGGCUUUUGGGGGGACGGCAACAUUCACAUCCACAGCACCCCUAGCAGUGGUCUUCAGCAAUAAAUGU
Molecule: messenger RNA, 3548 nt
Organism: Orcinus orca (killer whale)
Lineage: Eukaryota; Metazoa; Chordata; Mammalia; Artiodactyla; Delphinidae
Gene: TMPRSS13
Product: transmembrane serine protease 13
Exons: 12
Coding region: 318-1943 (541 amino acids)
Biological process (GO): proteolysis
Cellular component (GO): membrane
Molecular function (GO): serine-type endopeptidase activity; protein binding
Source: RefSeq, a predicted model, not a curated record